Nicotiana tabacum (common tobacco) is the source of this 1630-nucleotide messenger RNA. The record is from RefSeq and is a predicted model, not a curated record. Lineage: Eukaryota; Viridiplantae; Streptophyta; Magnoliopsida; Solanales; Solanaceae.
GUAUUUAUUUAUCUUUUAAUUAUUGUUAAGUACGGAGUAUAGUUUUUAUAAGCCCCAUAUAAUCAGGAAAAUUCAAGAGCUUGUUCUAUAAUUAUCGAAAAUCUAAAUUUCAGUUCUCCUGUUAUAACUCCAAAAAAUUUACCCUCCAAAUUUAACCAAAAAACAAAGCCAUAACUCAGAAACUUCAUAUUUUUGCUCCCACAAACACAGGUGGCUGUAAGUAUUCAUGCAUUAGUAGUGGAGUAAAGAUUUGAUAUUGAAGUAAUGCAAAAGGAUAGUAAUUCGGGUGCCCCAGGAACACCACGACUACGUCGUCGCAGAGGAUCAAAUGAGGAUCCUCAGGAGGUUACCAAAGCAAAUGGAGCCCAUUUGCUUGUUGACGAUCGGAGCAAGUAUAGGUCAAUGUUGAUCCGUCUAUAUUCAACGCUCUGGAUGAUUGGUGGUUUUGCUUUCAUCAUUUACAUGGGGCAUCUUUAUAUUUGGGCCAUGGUAGUAGUAAUACAAAUCUUUAUGGCAAAAGAGUUGUUCAAUCUACUUAGAAAAGCGCAUGAAGACAAGCAACUUCCUGGUUUCAGGCUAUUAAAUUGGCACUUUUUCUUUACAGCAAUGCUGUUUGUAUACGGACGCAUCCUGAGCCAGAGGCUAGUCAACACGGUUACAUCAGACAAAUUUUUAUACAAGCUUGUUAGCAGAUUUAUCAAGUAUCACAUGGUCACGUGUUAUUUCNAAUUGUUUUUGUUCUCUUUGGGAAGUAAUCAUUUGGACCAACUUCAGGUUUUAAUUUCUUUCCUCAGCGUGCAUAUGUCUAGUCGAAAGAUAGAGGGCUUCUUUUGGUUCCUUCUUCCAGCAUCACUCAUUGUCAUCAAUGAUAUAACUGCUUAUAUUUUUGGAUUCUUCUUUGGAAGAACUCCUUUGAUCAAGUUGUCCCCCAAGAAAACUUGGGAGGGCUUUAUUGGGGCAUCAGUAUCAACCAUUAUCUCCGCAUUUCUGCUUGCCAAUAUAUUUGGUCGCUUCAGGUGGCUAACAUGCCCUAGGAAGGAUUUAUCAGCUGGGUGGCUUGAUUGUGAUCCUGGUCUACUGUUUAAACCAGAUUAUUUUACUGUACCUGAGUGGUUUCCUGCAUGGUUCCCUUGGAGAGAGAUCUCUGUUUUGCCUGUGCAAUGGCAUGCCUUGUGGCUUGGCUUGUUUGCAUCAAUCAUAGCGCCUUUUGGAGGCUUUUUCGCUAGCGGCUUUAAGAGAGCCUUCAAGAUUAAGGAUUUUGGUGAUAGUAUACCUGGACAUGGUGGCAUCACAGAUAGAAUGGAUUGUCAGAUGGUGAUGGCUGUUUUCGCAUAUAUCUAUCAUCAGUCUUUUGUGGCGCCUCAGAAUUUGUCAAUUGAGAUGGUCUUGGAUCAGAUAAUAAUGAACCUGAGCUUUGAGGAGCAGCGAGAUCUGUACUCGAAACUUGGGCAAAUCAUCCAGGAGAAAAUGUUUGGAGAAUCCUGAGCACAUAUUGUAUAUGUUUUCUUUUUUUUUUUGUUUAGCGUCGCUGCUGUUGACAUUUUGCACACUGUACAGUGCCUCUGUCACUCUCUAUCUCUUUGUAUUUUUGGUUUGUUUUUCUCCUUAUAUUCUUUAGUAGUUCAGACUA